CUCUUCUCUGCGGUGCACCCCAGCCACUACCUCUCCCCAACGGACGAGCUCUGGAAGCUGACCGAGGUGUUCCUCAACUUCCCUGGGAACACCAACUAUCCCUUGCACGCCACCUUCCUCAAUCUGGCGCAGGGCCAGCAGGCAAACCUGGGCAACCAGGCGGACAGGAGCUUUCAGGAGUGGCUGAGCGUGAAGGAGGCCGCCAAAGGGCUUGCGGGGGUCGCUGAAGGGCUUGUUCCUGUCGAUGCUGCCGGGUUUCCAGACUUGCGGGAUCGCAUGCUUGCGCAGACAGAGACAUUGGGCAACCAAAAGGCAUGGAUCGAGAAGCUGCAGGCACUGGUGGACGGAUUCAGGAGGAUGCAGGAGGAGAAGGUGACGGACAGGCUGCGGCAGAUGCAGGAGAACAUCGAGUCGCACCGUCACAGGCUGCUGAAAGUUGUCAGGAAGCUGGACAACCUGGAGUACAAGUUCGCAAAGGAGUGGCACCAGGGUCGGUACACGCUCAUGGACACGCAGCGGACGCAGAGUCAACUGCAGCAGUACGAACAAGAACUUAACCCCCUGUCAGGCGGGGGCCUCAAGGACCGAGUGGAUGCGCUAGCGCGCCUGGCCAGGCUGCGCAAGGGCCCCCAGGCUGGGCCCCAGGGACCGCCGCAGAUCGGCCUCGCCGAUCAGGAGGACCUCGUGGAGGUGUACCAUUUCUUGCAGGGCCAUGUGGACGGGGCGCGGGCCAUGCAGGACACUGUGCGGAGGCUGAAGCGAGACAUGACAAUGAUGAUGGAGGGCGGGCGGCGCGAUGACACAGGGGCAUGA
Messenger RNA from Ostreobium quekettii, 813 nucleotides. The record is from the annotation of a GenBank genome assembly. Lineage: Eukaryota; Viridiplantae; Chlorophyta; Ulvophyceae; Bryopsidales; Ostreobiaceae.